Messenger RNA from Coregonus sp. 'balchen', 10432 nucleotides. The record is from the annotation of a GenBank genome assembly. NCBI's taxonomy places the organism in Eukaryota, Metazoa, Chordata, Actinopteri, Salmoniformes, Salmonidae.
UCUGUUGUCAGCCGCCACACCUGUUCAGACGCAGGCUAAGGAUCUACUAGCUGUGAGCUACUAAAUAGACCAUAUUACUCCUGUAUUACUAACGUCAGGGGUUAAAGGUUAUAUUCGGCACCUUCUAAGUGCGGCCCGGAAUACGUGAAGAAUUGGUGUUUCGUUGUCAAGAAUACAGCGGGAAAGGAUUACUGAUAUAUCUGUGGCUGCACAGGAUCCAAGAGCACAGCUUUCAAACUGUGCAGAUAUGAGUUAAGAAAGUAAAGUUAGGACUCUUAACGGUAAGGUUAUGUUUAAAGUCUUGGACAUAUUCUGUUAUUAUCUAAAUAAAUAUAUUGUAAACUGCUGUUAUUAGCCUACUUAUUACUAAUGAAUGUAGCCACAUUACGUGUAGCUAGUUAUAACAAUAAUCAUACAGAUUAUUCUCAUGCAAUAACUGAGAUUCUGAAUGCAUAAAUCAGGCAUAAUCCAUGGGUGAUAAAGUUUCAAGUAUACUCAAUAGCAUACUGAAAUCAAAUCCCUCCAGAGAGAAAAUCUUAGUUGACGUAGCAAGUCUACUGUACUUCCUUGGUAUAUUGUUUAUCUCUGGAAUGCAGAAAGACACGUUUUAAUUCAGUCUCCAUGUUUGUUGAAGGGAUAGGCAAUGAAUAGGUUUGUUUGCUUCUCAUAGUAAUGUUUCGGAAGUAAGCCAUAGUCAAAUACCAUAAAACUGUUCAAAUCACAAGCAAGUUCAUGUGAGAAGCUGAUAUCCCAGGUUAGUUUUACUGUCAAAUGAAACAUACUGCGUGUGCAACCACUGCUGAGUCAUCGAGGAGAGGUGUCUGAUCUGCUGUCCCUGUUGCUGGACCAUAGGAGAGAGUAACCAGAUUACCUUUAUCCACUUUGGCUAUUGUUUCAACUGUAGCUUUCUACUGCAUGGGAACUGUAAGGGUUGGUGUGAGGUGUGACCCAGGUGCGGUGCAGGAUAGACAGUAGGCAGAGGUGGUGAAACAAGGAUCUUUACUGGUGGUCCCAAAACCAGGAUACAAAACAACGGACUAUUCACGAAAACAAAUGUCACAUAUGUCUCCAAAAAACAGGCUGACAGCAAACAAUACGAAAUACUAACUCUGACUGGAAAAACACAAUGACACAGGGAGAACACUUCUCGAGUACCUGUAAUUCCGUCACAUGAUCCGACACUGAUACGUACUGCUUGACAUCAAGGAACCAGCAGAGAAAACUGAGCAAGGGAACACAGGGAAGUAAGGGCAUUUUUGUUAGCCAUAGCAACCAAUGUUUUUGCACUGAUUAAUACACAAGUGAAUCAGGUAGACACAGGUGACACCAAUAGGCAGAUAAUUAGUCCCGACUAUGAGUGAGGAGGUGCCUAUGGUUGUCGGAGGAUGACACCUAGUGUGUCGCUCCGGAACUGCGACCCACUCCUGUAACAGGGAACACAAUAUGAUAGACCUUUUCUACAAACAACAUAACUACAAUGUUUGGGAAACAUAAUACAUUUUCAACAAGAGUAUCCCAAGUGGCUUAUUUGCAGAGGAAUGGUAUUAGCUUGUUGUGGUCAUAUGGGAAUGUGUGUUUAAUAGACCUGUUUCUCUAUGAUUUGGAUGUAUAUUGCUUCCUCUUGUUUCAAUGAUGCCCUUCAGCUGAGAGUUUCAGAAAGAGUAUGAGGUUAGAGAGAGAUGCAAGGUUUUGAUACAUGGCUAAAUAACAUUUUAGUCAUUUAGCAGAUGCUCUUAUCCAGAGCGAUUUACAGUUAGUGCAUUCAUCUUAUUAAGACAGCUAGGUGAGACAAUCACAGUGAAAGUAAAUACAUUUUUCCUCUCACCCCUCUUGCCUUUGUCAGGGACCUGAAUGCUGGUGUCAAGACAGGAUGAGUGACAACACUGCAUUGCCUGAGGGUGCAGAGAGCGGGAAGAAAGAACAUGUCCGCCAGUGGCUACAUAGUAGUCCCACUGUCCCACAGGAGUAUAAUGAGGAUGUUGCAGGGACAAGUCUUCUCUGCCCUGGUAAACAGGACAUGGUGGCCCAGGAGGAGAGAGCAGAGUCACCUGGCUGCCUGUCAAUGAAGAGUGAUCACUCAAUGGGUCAGCCAAUCAACUUCCAACGAGGACGUGGCACAAGAGACAAAAGGUUUGGGCCUGUAUUCACAGUCUCAGAGUAGGAGUGCUGGUCUAGGAUCAGUUUCACCUUUUAGAUCAUAAUUAAUAAUUUUAUAAAGGACAGAGGGGAACUGAUCCUUGAUCAGCACUCCUACUCUGAGACACUUCAGGCCUUUUAACACUGCAAUGAUCUUAGCCCCGGGCUAAGACUGACCCUGGGCUAGCUUAUCCUGUGUUCACACAAACAUUUGUUAAUCCUGGGCUGAAAUAUCCUAGGGACAGUGGGGAGAAGACGUUAGCCUGCCUGCAUAGCAACCAUUUUGUUAGCCAUAGCAACCAAUGUUUUCUCACUGAUUAAAAUAUUUCAUUUUUUGUCACGUUGUUGACCUCAGAUGGAAGGAUGAAAUAGUAUAAAUGUACUUAUUAAAAUAGUGUGCAUAACUCAACACAGGCAGCACAAGCAUAUGCAAAUUAGGUGAAAAUCCAGCUAUUGUGAUUGGACAGUGAAAAAGGAGAUAAGUUUUUCUUGAACCCCUGUUUGACACCGGCUAUUUUGGCACCGUGUUUCUGGGGAUAAACCCUAAAAAGUUGGUGCUAACCCUGCUCUGGAGCAGGACCAGCUAGCCCUGGGCUAAGGAUGGUGCUAACCCUGCUCCGGAGCAGGACCAGCUAGCCCUGGGCUAAGGAUGGUGCUAACCCUGCUCCGGAGCAGGACCAGCUAGCCUUGGGCUAAGGAUGGUGCUAACCCUGCUCCGGAGCAGGACCAGCUAGCCUUGGGCUAAGGAUGGUGCUAACCCUGCUCCGGAGCAGGACCAGCUAGCCCUGGGCUAAGGAUGGUGCUAACCCUGCUCCGGAGCAGGACCAGCUAGCCCUGGGCUAAGGAUGGUGCUAACCCUGCUCCGGAGCAGGACCAGCUAGCCAUGGGCUAAGGAUGGUGCUAACCCUGCUCCGGAGCAGGACCAGCUAGCCUUGGGCUAAGGAUGGUGCUAACCCUGCUCCGGAGCAGGACCAGCUAGCCUUGGGCUAAGGAUGGUGCUAACCCUGCUCCGGAGCAGGACCAGCUAGCCCUGGGCUAAGGAUGGUGCUAACCCUGCUCCGGAGCAGGACCAGCUAGCCCUGGGCUAAGGAUGGUGCUAACCCUGCUCCGGAGCAGGACCAGCUAGCCUUGGGCUAAGGAUGGUGCUAACCCUGCUCCGGAGCAGGACCAGCUAGCCUUGGGCUAAGGAUGGUGCUAACCCUGCUCCGGAGCAGGACCAGCUAGCCCUGGGCUAAGGAUGGUGCUAACCCUGCUCCGGAGCAGGACCAGCUAGCCCUGGGCUAAGGAUGGUGCUAACCCUGCUCCGGAGCAGGACCAGCUUGCCUUGGGCUAAGGAUGGUGCUAACCCUGCUCCGGAGCAGGACCAGCUAGCCAUGGGCUAAGGAUGGUGCUAGAAUGUUCAAGUGUGAACACUCGCAUAGCCGCAGGCUAAAAUCUCCAUAAGCCCAGGGAUAAGGAGACUCUUAGACCCGGGCUAAGGUGCAAUGAGAACAGGCCUUUUGAAUAUGGGUCCCGAUUUCCAACUGACAUUUUGCAGUCAUUACAAGCUAUGUUAUGGGGUUGGGGCACUGACUGUAUUUUUCACAGGGAGGGAGCAGAGUCACCUACGCCCAGCUGUGUGUCAAUGAGGAGUGACCGCUCAAUGGAUCCACCGAUAAACUACCAGAGAGAGUUUAUUCCCAAUCCCAGGUAAUUUAUGAUUUUCAUAAUGAGGACAUUGCAAUGGGUCAAUGGGUCAGCUAAUCGACUUCCACAAGGUCACGGCGCAAGAAACAAAAGGUCUGGGCCCGUUUUCACAGUCUCAGAGUAGGAAUACUGACUAGCAUCAGUUUUUGAUAUUAUUUUGCAUAUUCUCUGAUGACGGUAGACUGACCGAAAGCUCAGCCACAGUUAAAUAAAUGAAUUUGCAUCUGACUGGGAAUGUGCAGAGACCUUUUCCUGUUUCUCCACUUUAGCAUUUUGACUCCAGCACCUUCACUAAAUCGGUUUGGGUGUGCUGAAGAUUUGGCCUAUUAUCUACAAGAUCAUAAUGAAUGGACAGGUGGGGACCUGAUCCUAGAUCAGCACUCCUACUCUGAGAAGCUUUGAAUGUGUGAUUGCAAAAUCUUGCAAGCGAUUGUACAUCAUGAGGAUAGGAUUGAUUAAAAACACAUCUCCAUGUAUUUUUCACAGGGAGGGAGCAGACUCACCUACACCCAGCUAUCUGUCAAUGACGAGUGACCAGUCAAUGGAUCCAUCUCUAAGGUAAUUUAUGAUUUUUAUUUGAUCUAACAGUCGGUCAUGUGGGAAAUCAUUACUAUAAAAAAUAAACAAAACGAAAAUACACAAUACCAUGCAUGUAUGUAUAAAAACAACAUUUGAGGUUAUCCAAAACAGCUAAUUUGUUUAAUUUCAAAUGAAUGUGUUUCAACCUAAUGUAUUUCCACCUAAUGUAUUUCCAUCUAAUGUAGGAUGAAGAUUUCAGACAUAACACAACUAUCCAUUGGUGGAGUGCAUGCAACAAUGGUAUGUUGGCAAGAUUUGAGCUGAAAUUGUAUGUAUUCAUUGUAAAUGUAUAUUCAGUGGAUUGUUGUUUGUUCUUAAUAAUAAACAAAAGGCAUUGGUGAUUUGGCAAAUAACAAAUAUUAACUACAUGUGCAGGUACAGUAACUGUUAAUUGGUUUUCAAAAAAAUACUACUGCAUUUGUUGAUGAUCAUUUUUAUUUAUUUGGUUCUCAGCCUACAGAACAUCAAGGUAUGAACAGAGCCAGCGAACUCAGAGAAUUCCCACAGAGAAUCGAAGACUGGACUAAGGAGCAUGUGAAAGAGUGGCUAAUUAGUAGCCUCAAACUCCCUGAGGUCGCAACAAAACUUUAUGAACAGGAUGUGUCAGGAGCUAGCCUGGUUUGCAUUGAGAAACAGGACUUGACUUAUUUAGGUGUUAAGUUUGGGCCUGCGAUUCAAAUCAUAAAAAAUGUAGAGCUACUGAGAAACUACUUGGAGAGUGUACGGAGAAGCAUGAGAUCCCAUGAGAGUGACCCCUUCAGAAGACAGGAAAGAUUUAGAGCCAUACCAGAAGCUAGGAUAGGGUCACAUGAGGAAACUACGGAUUCUGACAGUGUGAAAUCGGAGUCGGUGGCUCCAAGUCUAAGCUCUUCAUGGACAUCAGUGGAAGAACUGAGACGUUCAGAUUCAGAUGUUGCAUCCCCCAUUCAGCUGCCAAUGGGAGAGUCGGAAUCCAUUCCAGCUUAUGGAAAUAUGGAGGACAAUCCGAGAAAAAGUGAGACUUCCAUCUCAUCAUUUGAAACAGCUCCGAAUCUGGAGAAGAGAAUAUGUCCCCCACGUCCCUUCGACAAAAACGACCCAUCGUUCACAUACAUACAAAAUGAUACCCUCCCGCCUGAAGCCGGUCCAAGCAAUCUCAUUGAGCCGGUACAUGAGUACAAGAUCCUGCCAAGCACAGAGGAAGCCAGUGAGAAAGAUAUUCUUGACAAGUUCAGCAAGGAAGUAUUUUGUUUUUCCGCAGCCUGCAUGAACUCUCGCACCAAUGGGACCAUUCAUUUUGGGGUGACAGGCGGGCCCGGACACAUGCAUGGACAGGUGAUUGGGCAAAAACUGCCAUCAUUCAAUAUGUAUACAGACAAGUUUGACUUUCGUCUCAAGGAACACUUUGGAGAAAAAACAAACAUCGCAAGAGCAUGCAUCAGGCCUCCAAAAUUCUUUCAGGUUCAACAUCUAGAUGGCACGACUUCAGACAAGUGGGUGAUAGAAGUUGAUGUUGUCCCAAGUUAUUCACAGACUCAAGAGAAGCUUUUCUAUACCUCAAUAAUAUCUGAACAUAGUGGAGAAGAACACAAAACUGAAUGUCUAUUUCUUCGACAAGGCCCAAAGAGCAUCAACGUUCUUGCAGACAAUAAUCCCAGAAGUCUUCAGGAGAAGAUGAGUGGUUUGACAGAGGAAGUCAAAUGUUGGUCAUCAGCACGCAAGUCAAAAGAGGAGAGCAACUGUCAGCAGCCCAACCAAAACCACCAAGGUCAGAGGCUAAAACAAUUGAUAACGCAUGGGAGAGACACACUUGAAAACUCAUUGCAAGUUAUAGUUGUCACAAACAAGUGCCACCUCAGUCAACUUGAGCAUUUGGGUUUUUUGAAAGAGAUGAAGUUGUUUGCAGUGCUCGAGUUUGACCCAGAAUCUGACAUGAACGGGACAUGCUGUUUCUACAGAACAGAUCGCAUAGCUAAUCUUCACUACCCUCGAAUGUACAAUACCAAUGACAGUGUCUCCACUGUUAUCGGAAAGCUGAACUUGUUUAAGCAGACAAGCUGGGUAUUUUGUAAUGGUAGAGCCAAUGAGGACAGUGAAGCAGACAGACCUUUCACUACCAGUGAUUGGCUGAAGAAACGCGCCGGAGAAAUCAGCGAUAUGGUUUCAUUUCUCUGCCAUCCAGAUGUCUUGACGAAAGACAGAUUACUUGUGGUGUUCAUGCUUCACUCAGGAGUCACUGACAUCUCAAGCCCUAUACUCGAGGCCUUUUGUGCAAUCUAUCGCACUCUUGAGGGUGAGGAUAAUAUGCUCUGCAUAUGCAAAGAUUCAAAUGUGUUCAGUCAAUGGAGAGACAUGAUACACACUCGCUGCAAAAUGGAUAUCACCAGUAAAUGUAUCUACGAACUGAGUCUGAAUGAAAUCAACUGCACCAUCAGGAAAAUCAAAGAACCCCAGACACGGUCCUCUAGGAGAUAUCUGCCAUCUUCUGGCUCCAGUUCGGUCCUCCUGACACAAAAAGAUGAAGAGCUGAUGACCGUACUUGAUAUCCUGAGUGAAAAUGAAUGUGAGAACACUGAAAUUGAAACCAAGGACACUUUUGAGGAAUUCAAGACCAACACGGAGGAGGACUUUUAUAGAGGCGGACAGGUGACUUGGUGGAACUUCUACUUGUCUGAGAGGCCAGGUUGUCUGCCAUUCAUCAAACGUGACAAGUAUGAGGAUCUUCACAACCUGAUCACACCUACAGAGGGGUACACAUCACCAUGUGUAAUAAUCAACCUCUUCCAUCAUCCAGGUUGUGGUGGAACAACACUGGCCAUGCACGUGUUGUGGAACUUGAGACGUAAAUUCAGAUGUGCCUUUCUGAAAAACACCAUAGCACAGAACAGUGAGAUCGCAGUCCAAGUCGCACACCUGCUGACCUGUGGCAAAGAGAAGCAGUCGAGUUUUACUCCUGUUCUACUCUUGGUGGACAACUGGGAGGACGUUGAAGACCUACAGAGAUGCAUACUAAGUGCAGCCAAUGAGAAGAAGAAACCUGAGACUCUGAUGGUGAUCAUACUGAACUGUGAGAGAUCACAGAUUCCUGCAGAGAGCUCCAGAAACAGCCGACUUGACAACGUGUUCAUUAUCAACAAACUCUCCACCAAAGAGCAGAGCUUCUUUGAGGUGAAACUGAAAGAGCUCAAAGGUCACCAUGAAAAACCUGAAACGUUCUACGCCUUCAUGAUCAUGACAAACAAUUUCAGUGAGAAGUACAUCAAGAAUCUGGUGUGCAACACCCUGAAAGACCUUGACACCUCCAGAAAAGAAGGACAGCUAUUUUCACUCUUAGCUUUGCUAAAUACGUAUGUGAACGGCUCCUACAUGUCCCUGUCCCUGUGUGAGGAGUUUGUGGGGAUUAGGAAUGCCCUGUGGGGAAAGGAGACACUUGAGGACAAAAUGAACCCAUACUCCACGCUUCUGAUCCGCUUCAACAUUGAAGAGCACGGCACUUAUCAGGCAGUUAGGUUUCUACACCAAAUGAUUGCAAGUAAUUGCCUUAAAGUCCUUACCGGAAAGCACAAGCUUCAACUGGGGGAAAUAACAACCAAUCUGUUGCACUGUGACUUGCUGUACAAAUCUGGGAUGGGUAAGGACAUCCUGGUUCAAAACAUCCAAAGUAUGCUGAUCACGCGGCAAAGAAAGGAACUUGGACAUGACAAAGAUACACUGUUCUCUCCAUUGAUUGAAGAUAUACAGACGGAUGAGGGAAUCAGCCAAAUCAAAGAAGUUCUUGUAAGAGCAACAAAGAGAUUUGACAAAAACGCAACUGUGCCACAAGCUUUGGCAAGGCAUUUCUACCUGAAAGAGAAAGAUUAUACAUCUGCUCUGCAAUGGGCCCAGGAUGCACAGCAGAAAAAGUACAAUUCUUACAUUGCUGACACAUUAGGGCAGGUGUACAAAAGCCACCUGAAAUAUGAAAUUGAGCAUGCUGAAGAGCUCACACCAGAAGUGUUAGACAAAUGCCUCAAAUUAGCAUUUCAGGCCACCAAAGCAUUCAGAGAUUCACAGGAACUCGCGAAGAAGGAUGAGCCAAUGGAUUCCCUUGAUCUGCCCAACAGAAAGAGGCAACGAACCUACAACACAUCUGGGUAUGUUGGUGAAAUGGAAGUUUCAAUUAUUAUUUUUGAUAUCAUUCAAGAUAUUCCUUUCUUCAACAAAAGUGACGCACACCAGAGAGACAAAAUGCUGCAGUUCCUCAAAAACCACUUGCCAGUGAGUGAUUUUCAUGAAACAAGCAACAGUACAAAUGUUCAAUUCAUUGCUGUUCUGGCAGACCAUGAGAAAUUCCUGGUCUCUUUGAAGCCACGGCUGAAGGAGAUGUUCAGUUUUUUUGAGAACUACUUCACAUACCUGAAGCCGAGGUCAAUCGAGAAGGAGACAGCAGAGGACAGAAACAAACGAAAAGUAUCAGAGCACUUCAAGAAGUACAUGCAGAUCUUCUGUUCCUCGGGAGAAGAGAGGGCCUCUGAAAGGGCCAGUAAACCAAAACUGAGUCUCCGUCAGGAGAUAGAGGAGCAGCGAAACUAUUUGGAGCAAAAGCGAGCAGAUUCAUUUGCUGGGCUUCUCCAGUGUCUGAAUGAGAAGAAUGGGUUACAAAUGGAAUUAAUUCUGAAGAAAUGGCAGUUCAUUGUUCAACAUUCUACACGAAAACUCAUGGCUGACCGGAUCAAUUUCAUCCUUGCAAACAUUGUUCUUCACUGCAUUAAGCCAAGCUCAACAUUGCUGAAGAGGUACGAGGAGCUGGUCUCCCUUCUCAACGAGGCACUGCAAGAAGAGGGAACCCAUUCAAACUGCACAGAGCUAUACUACCUCUCAAUGUUGCUGAUGUGGCCAAGAAAGGACAACUUGCUUGAAAGCACAACAACAUUCAAAAACAUUGGCACGUACGUCACAUCAUCGAAAAAAUCCUUCCAUCGUCGCUUCUCCCACAUGUUUCCGGCGAAGAGUUGCAUCGCACAUUUCUACCUCGGUAACUCAAGAGGACUGAGGAGAAUAAUUCACAAAGGCAGGCUUGAUCAGUUCCUGUGCAAAGAGGGACCCAAAACCUCACACAAGAAGGCCUCAUUCAAAGAUAGACCCCCAAACCCGCAUCAACUGUGGCAAAGUGGAGCAAUAUGGAGGGAUCCUGAGAUACAAAACCUGUUACUACGGGUCAAAGGGAAAACUGAAAACGGUGACAUUUAUGUUUACUACGGGGGCAAUCUGAAAAUCUCAGUACGUCCAGUAUACCUUGGUGGAGUCCGGAGUGGAUGCAGCACGGAGGAGGUCUCCUUUUACCUUGGAUUCACCAUGGAGGGACCCGUAGCCUAUGACAUAAAGUAUGACAAUGACCCGUAAACAGCUUACCAUCAGGUAGACUGAGUAAGGGACGCAAGCGUUCGCACUUAGGGAAAGGAAAGGUUUCCAUUGAAGUUAUAUAGGUCUAUAGGGUUUGACUUGGGUGAAUGUCUGUGAACCAGGACAGAAUCACAGUAAGUAAGAUACAAGUGUGCUCUUGUCACUGUGUGAGGAAACACAACCUCAACCACCUGGGUAUAAUCAAAGCAGAGAGAACAGGUGUCGGGUGACAUGCAGCAAUGAAUCAUUCAUGCUUUUAGAGGUGGAACAAUGACAAUCAAUCUUGCAUAAGAAAUGGAUUGCACUCUCUCUAAGUCCCUCUAAUUUUAACAUUUGAAAAUACAGUACUAUACAGUAGCAGAUCAAUGAACAAGCAUUGUAGGCCUAUAAACCAUGUGCAACUAUUCAAUGCUUAAAACAUUUUUUUAUGAUUUUGCAUUGUGUUUGUUGAAAGUAUCAAAUGAUUAUUAUGUUACAAGGCAUAUCGACUUUCUGCAAGUUAUCCUGUUAUGCAGCUUCUUCAGUUGUUUGUCUAAAUGCAUUCAAUUGUGCGGUUAUAUUAAAUUAUAUGCUACAUUAUUUACAAGAGACAAGAAAUUAGGAUAAAACCUAUUGUCAAUGUUGUUAAUUUAAUGGAAUAAAGAUGAUUGCAUACUAUAUAUAUAUAUAU